AAGAAAACAAAACAAAAUCAUUUCACCAUUCUAAAUAAAAAAUUUGUGUUGUGUGGUUGUGUCGCGAAGUUUGCCUUGCUAAUAUAAGUAAAGUUGCACUUUAACUUUCUGUAACUGCGUAGUAAAUAAAUUUAAUUCAAAAUGAGCAAAAAAGUUGAUCAUCCAGAGCUGCGUGCACAGUUAGAAACUCUGAACAAUAAAGAAUUGCAUUACAAGUGUGUUGAACAUGGCAUGAAUGUACCAGUUGCCGACUCAACACGCGAUGUCAUCAUACGCAAAUUAAUAAAAUCGAUCACCGGUGAUUCGAACUUAUCAUCGCCCAAGGCCAAUAAAAAGCAAGUUGCUUCCCCAAGUGAGCGUCGUAAGACCGUAAAUGUGACUGUGCAUGUAUCCAGCGAUGAGGAAGAAGCGGGAAGACAAAAGCAGCGAUCCGCAAUUAAAAAUAAAACGCGCACCCAAUCCCCAAAAGGCCACAACGUAACAUUUGAUUCAGUGCUGAAUAAUAAUCGUAGUAAUAUAACUGCUACAAAAGCAACAACGGUACAUCAAAUAGCCAAAAGUGCUGAUACAAAUGCCAAUUACGGAUUUGGUAAUAGGGCAAGAAAUAUGCCUCUUGAAGUACAUAAUCUAAAUAAUAUUAAUCACGAUAUUGAUGAAAUAGAAAUGAUUCCCAGUAAUCUCGAUGAUGGAUAUAAAUCUACUUCAACUAAUUUGAAUUUUAGUCAAACACGUACUUAUGGACAAGAUCGGAGAGAGAUUCCUAUCAGUACCUACAAAUCAUCAUUACCAAAUUUGGGAUUCAGCCAAACACGCACUCUGAACACUACUCAACAACAAAAUGAGGCCGAGAUACCUAGACAAGGAUUCUUUUCAACUCCUCCGGAACAUACCAUUAAUAGACCAGUUGGCUUCUAUAGUUCAGGAUCCCCAAUUAAUUCUUUCAAUAUUGAAAAUAUGGCCAGUCAUUCUUCGACACUUGGUGGUAGUUUGGGAGGCUCAUUCUCAAAGGAUCCAGUAUUUAAACGUCCAGCAGCAAUUUCUAAGUCCAAUGUAACUAAUACCACUUACAAUCAGGCGGAUGCACAACGUUUAUAUCCGCGGUUACCAACUGAUUUGCCCACGCCCUCAUUGUACACAGUUUCACCGCCGUCUACACCGGAUUCUCAAAUGUCUACCAAUUCUAGUAGAGCGCCUUCACUGACAAAGUCAGGUGUGAUGACGACAUCAUAUUAUCAGGAAAUUACACCUGUAAAAGAAGUAAAGCAUUUUGAAGUAGAAAGUGAAGAAGAGCCCUCGAUAGGUGGUGGUGGCGAUCAUAACCGUAGAACAAUGCCUAUGACUACGAAUUACGAUAGAAGCAGCAAUGUUGCGGGCAUUAAACAUGGCUCAGAAGCGCAUUUGCCUUUUGAACCUCAUCUACAGUCCCCUUUAAAUUUUUCCUCGCGCUAUACGAGCGCUCCUUUAAACAAAGAAUCGUAUAUUCCAACUAGUUCAUCACCCAAAGCACAGUCGUCACCAAAUGUGAAACGCUAUUCAACAACAGCACGUGCAAACACCAGUUACACACGCAGUGUUGACGAACCUGAUAGCUGUUCGGAUGGUGAACAAUUGUCCGGCGAUGAGAUAUAUGUACAGGAUAGCGAUGAGGAGGAAUACUUGGCUGAGGGUAGGAAAAUCUACAGCAGCUAUGGCAGCAAUAAAAUACAAGAGCGUGUACCAUAUCGCCGCAGCAAUUCAGGGAGGCUAAGUGCAUCACCCGGUCCACGUUACAGUUCAGCCGCAAUGGGACGACACUCACUGAAUCCUGACGACGAUGAUGAUGAUGUUAAUGCUUCGUUAAAAAACUUUCUAACGACAUUGGAUCGCAAAUAUCAUAUUAAACAAAUGCUAUAUAUGUUUGCCGUAUUCGCUCUUGCUGUAUUUAUAUAUGUAGUGUUCUUUGAGAAAACUGCAGUUGAUGACAGUUCUUGAUGUGUAGGUAAUGCUAGAAGAAUGAAACUACAAACCGGUCGUUAUAAAAUGCUAUGCUAAAGCGGCUAGUUCGAAAAGUAGAAAAUAUUAAAUUAAAUCUAAAUAUUCACUUAUAAACCAUCAAAAUUGCUUAUAUUCAAAAUUAGUUGUGUAAUUUGUUAGGUCUAAUGACAAUUUAGUUUUUCGUAUAAAUAAAUCUAAUUUCUAUAUGCAUAUGUAUGUGAUUAAAAAGUAAGAGAAAGAAACUUUUUCGUUUGUCAAAUAAAUAAAUAAAUAACAAUUUACUAUGUACAUAAAUCUUAAUGAUACUCAAAUUCAAAAAAUAUAUACUAUACAUAUAUUUAAUUAACCUAAAUAAUUCAAGGGGAAUAUUACAGAUUUUUUCAUUAUGUUCUUAUUUGCUGCUAAUUCUAUUUACAUAAGUACAUUAAUGUCUUCGUAUUUAUCUAUGUUUGUAUGUACUGCACAAUAUUUAUAUAUCUCAUUUUCGUUCAAAGUAAUAAAGCGUUAAGGCGCACGCAGAAAGCAAA
Bactrocera dorsalis (oriental fruit fly) is the source of this 2501-nucleotide messenger RNA. RefSeq names its product LEM domain-containing protein Bocksbeutel. The coding region runs from base 142 to 1971 and encodes 609 amino acids. NCBI's taxonomy places the organism in Eukaryota, Metazoa, Arthropoda, Insecta, Diptera, Tephritidae. The record is from RefSeq and is a predicted model, not a curated record. The transcript has a single exon.